Molecule: messenger RNA, 1034 nt
Organism: Rhododendron vialii
Lineage: Eukaryota; Viridiplantae; Streptophyta; Magnoliopsida; Ericales; Ericaceae
Product: GCN5-related N-acetyltransferase 7, chloroplastic
Exons: 5
Coding region: 77-907 (276 amino acids)
Cellular component (GO): chloroplast
Molecular function (GO): acyltransferase activity, transferring groups other than amino-acyl groups
Source: RefSeq, a predicted model, not a curated record
GCAGCGUAGCCAAAGACGCUUGUAUAGACCGCGGUGCGAAAACACUCUGGAAGUGGACCGAGAGAGAGAGAGAGCAAUGACAGUUCUUACAUCUCCACCUCCGCUACUACUCUCCCCCCCUUACUAUCCCACUACCACUUCCUCCUCCUCAUCACCGUACUUCCACCUCUCCUUCCACGCCACCUCCCGCCGCCGCCCCAUCACCGCCGUCGCGUCCUCCUCGCACGUCUGCAACCCGACCAAGCUCGACAAAUCGGCGCUCAAACUGGCCGAAGCCGUCUCCGAGGACGAGCUCUGGGCCGCGGCCCGUCUCCGCAUUCGAACGUUCAACGAUUUCAGCCCGUCCGUCGUCGGCGUCGAAGAUUAUAAGAAAUACUUGGCCGAGCGUGAGUUUGAAGCAUUAAAGGAACGUAUUGCUGGGAAGAGGACAGGCUUUGGAAGAGUUACCUGCAUCAACGCCAGCCUUCCAUUGUCACAUGUGUUAAGCAUUUCAGAUGAUUUGUGCACCACAUGCAUGUUUUCAGAGAAUGGAGAAGAUCGGGUAGUGGUCGGGACCCUUGAUCUUAAUCAGUGUAUACACCUUCCAGAUGAAAUAACUGGGAUGAAGCCACAGGGGAUUGGUGGUGACUUCGCAAGAGCGUAUUUGAGCAAUGUAUGCGUCGCCAAAGAACUUCAUAGAAAUGGAUUGGGUUAUAUGCUGAUUGCAAAAUCCAAGUUGGUUGCUGAAGAUUGGGGGAUAUCGGAUUUAUAUGCCCAUGUUGCCGUUGACAAUGAAUCAGCAAAAAACUUGUACAUGAAAAGUGGUUUUGUAUAUGAAAGCGAUGAACCCACUUGGAAAGCUAGGUUUCUUGAUCGGCCACGACGGAUGCUUUUAUGGAUUGCGAUCCCUAACAACCUCGACUUGUGAUAUCACAACCUCAGAAAACCACAAUGUUUGUUAUUCUGUUAGUCACUGAUGGCAUGUUAUCCAUGCGUAUUUGUUGUAACUUUCUCUUGCAUUCGAAAUGAAAAGAGAAAAACAAAGGGAAUGGAAA